GGGUUCCGGGCUGGCGGGCUGUUGCUGUGGAGACGCCUGGUGAGUUCCCCCCGCUGCAGGUCUGGGGGCUGCACCGGCGUAGGGUAGCGGCUUGAUUGAGCCUGGGGUGCGGGCCGGAGAGUCUGUCGGCGCGGGACCGAGUCAUGUGAAGACGCUGGGGGUUCCUCGGGCAGCUCCAGUGCCACCGUUGGGAAACCGAGGCCGGAGAGCGGGAGGACCCAGGCCCGGCUGCCCCGCGGGCUUCACCGCUCGCGCCGCCGCCCCGCGUGCCACGCCUGAGUUGUGGCCAGCGGAGUGGUUUGCAGUAACGGCAGGAGCCACCAUUGAUUGAGCGUCUGCCUGGUGCAAAGCCUGGCAACCUUUAUUUCACCUUCACAGCAGCCCUGAGAGAUCUGUGGACUGGUGCAGCCAUUGCCAGUGAUGGGAGCACAGUUCUGCCAGUGCUGAAUCUCUCUGAACAUGAUUCGAAUUGCAGCCUUAAAUGCCAGCUCCACAGUUGAGGAUGAUCAUGAGGGAAGCUUUAAAAGUCACAAAACUCAGACAAAGGAGGCUCAGGAAGCAGAGGCUUUUGCCUUGUACCACAAAGCCCUGGAUCUGCAGAAACAUGACCGGUUUGAGGAAUCCGCCAAAGCCUACCAUGAGCUCCUGGAGGCACGCCUGCUACGGGAGGCUGUCUCAUCUGGUGACGAGAAAGAAGGGUUGAAACACCCUGGGCUAAUACUGAAAUAUUCUACAUACAAGAAUCUGGCCCAGCUGGCGGCCCAGCGGGAGGAUUUGGAGACAGCCAUGGAGUUGUACUUGGAGGCAGUGAUGCUGGACUCCACAGAUGUCAACCUCUGGUAUAAAAUUGGACAUGUGGCCCUGAGGCUCGUCCGGGUCCCUCUGGCUCGACAUGCUUUUGAGGAAGGGCUGAGGUGCAAUCCUGACCACUGGCCCUGCUUGGACAACCUCAUCACUGUCCUGUACACCCUCAGCGAUUACACAACGUGUCUGUACUUCGUCUGCAAAGCCUUGGAGAAGGAUUGUCAGUACAGCAAAGGCCUGGUCCUCAAGGAGAAGAUCUUUGAGGAGCAGCCUUGUCUCCGGAAUGACUCUCUCCGGAUGUUCCUCCGAUGUGACAUGUCCAUCCAUGAUGUGUCUGUGAGUGCAGCUGAGGCGCAGGCUGUCGUCGACGAGGCUCUGGAGCUGCGGAGAAAGAGGCAGGCGCUGAUUGUUCGGGAGAAAGAGCCGGACCUGAAGCUGGUGCAGCCCAUUCCCUUCUUCACCUGGAAGUGCCUCGGAGAGAGCUUGCUUGCCACGUACAACCACCUCACCACCUGUGAGCCCCCAAGGCCCAGCCUUGGCAAGAGGAUCGACCUGUCUGACUACCAGGACCCCAGUCAGCCUCUUGUGCCCUCCAUGGUGGUGACGCCUGUCACUGUGAUCCAGCCAAGCACUGUCAGCACCAACCCAGCUGUGGCCGUGACCGAGCCAGCGCUCUCCUAUACCUCUGUGGCCACAGCCAGCUUUCCACUUCACAGCCCUGGGCUGUUGGAGACAGGUGAUGUUUCUGGGGGAGAUAAAUCCAAGAAAGGGGUAAAGCGGAAGAAGAUUUCAGAAGAGAGUGGAGAGACAGCAAAGCGACGGUCUGCCCGUGUCCGAAAUACCAAGUGCAAAAAAGAAGAGAAAGUCGACUUCCAGGAGCUUCUGGUGAAGUUCCUGCCGUCCAGGUUAAGAAAGCUCGACCCCGAGGAGGAAGAUGAUUCCUUCAAUAACUAUGAAGUCCAGUCAGAAGCCAAACUGGAAAGUUUCCCAAGCAUCGGUCCUCAUAGACUGUCAUUUAACUCAGCCACAUUCAUGGAAUCUGAGAAGCAGGAUGUGCAUGAGUUCCUGGUGGAGAACCUGACCAACGGAGGCAUCCUGGAGCUGAUGAUGCGCUUCCUGAAGGCCAUGGGCCACAAGUUUCUGUUGAGGUGGCCGCCAGGCCUGGCGGAGGUCGUGCUCAGCGUCUACCACAGCUGGAGGAGGCACAGCGGCAGCCUGCCCAACCCGCUGCUGAGAGACUGCAGCAACCGGCACAUCAAGGACAUGAUGCUGAUGUCUCUCUCCUGCAUGGAGCUGCAGCUGGACCAGUGGCUGCUGACCAAAGGCAGAAGCUCUGCAGUGUCUCCUCGGAAUUGCCCUGCUGGUGUGGUGAAUGGCAGGUUUGGUCCAGACUUCCCAGGGACCCACUGCCUGGGUGACCUCCUACAGCUGUCAUUGGCCUCGUCCCAGCGUGACCUAUUUGAGGAUGGCUGGCUGGAGUUUGUGGUCCGUGUUUAUUGGCUCAAGGCUCGCUUCCUGGCACUGCAGGGAGACAUGGAGCAGGCACUGGAGAACUAUGACAUCUGCACAGAAGUGCUCCAGAGCUCUGCAGCCAUCCAGACAGAGGCUGGCGCCGAGCCAAGAGACACUGUCAUCCGACUGCCCAACCUCCAGAAUGAUUCCAUUGUUUCCUUGGAGGAGAUUGAUAAGAACCUGAAGUCGCUGGAGCGGUGCCAAUCCCUGGAGGAAAUUCAGCGGCUUUAUGAAGCCGGCGACUAUAGGGCUGUCAUACAGCUGCUCUGCCCUACUCUGUGCACCAGUGGAUUUGACCGGGCCAAACAUCUGGAGUUUGUGACGUCCAUCCCUGAGCGGCCGGCCCAGCUGCUGCUGCUGCAGGACUCCUUGCUCCGGCUGAAGGACCACCAGCAGUGUUUUGAGUGUUCUGAAGUGGCUCUGAAUGAGGCUGUCCAGCAGAUGGUGAAUUCGAGCGACACUGCAGCCAAGGAGGAAUGGGUGGCCACAGUGACCCAGCUGUUGAUAGGCAUCGAGCAGGCACUGUCUGCAGAUAGUAGCGGCAGCAUCCUAAAGGAAUCAUCCUCUGCCACUGGCCUUGUCCGUCUCACCAACAACCUCAUCCAGGUCAUCGACUGUAGCAUGGCUGUGCAAGAGGAGGCCAAGGAGCCCCACGUCUCCUCAGUGCUGCCCUGGAUCAUCCUGCAUCGGAUCAUUUGGCAAGAAGAAGACACCUUCCACUCUCUGUGCCACCAGCAGCAGCUCCAAAACCCAGCAGAGGAAGGAAUGUCAGAGUCGCCCAUGCUCCCAUCGUCCCUCAUGCUGCUCAACACAGCCCAUGAGUAUUUGGGCAGGAGGUCCUGGUGCUGCAAUUCAGACGGGGCUCUGCUGCGGUUCUACGUGCGUGUUCUCCAAAAGGAGCUUGCUGCAUCUACCUCUGAAGACACACACCCCUACAAGGAGGAGCUGGAGACAGCCUUGGAGCAGUGCUUCUACUGCCUGUACAGCUUCCCCAGCAAGAAGAGCAAGGCCAGGUACCUGGAGGAGCACUCAGUCCAGCAGGUGGAUCUUAUAUGGGAGGAUGCCCUGUUUAUGUUUGAGUAUUUUAAGCCCAAGACUCUUCCUGAAUUUGAUAGCUACAAGACCAGCACAGUGUCUGCUGACUUGGCCAACCUCUUGAAGAGAAUUGCAACCAUUGUGCCCCGCACAGAGCGUCCAGCUCUGAGUUUGGACAAAGUCUCUGCCUACAUAGAAGGGACCUCAGCUGAGGUACCCUGCCUCCCAGAAGGGGCUGACCCUUCUCCUCCAGUGGUGAAUGAGCUCUACUACCUCUUAGCUGAUUAUCAUUUCAAAAACAAGGAGCAGUCCAAGGCCAUCAAGUUCUACAUGCAUGACAUCUGCAUCUGCCCCAACAGGUUCGAUUCCUGGGCAGGCAUGGCGUUGGCCCGGGCCAGCCGCAUUCAGGACAAGCUGAAUUCCAAUGAGCUGAAGAGUGAUGGGCCCAUCUGGAAGCAUGCCACACCAGUCCUGAACUGCUUCCACCGGGCCCUGGAGAUCGACAGCUCCAACCUGUCGCUGUGGAUUGAGUAUGGUACCAUGUCUUACGCCUUGCACUCAUUUGCCUCACGCCAGCUGAAGCAAUGGAGAGCUGAGCUGCCUCCUGAGCUUGUGCAGCAGAUGGAGAGCCGGCGAGACAGCAUGCUGGAGACAGCCAGGCACUGUUUCACGUCAGCAGCCCACUGCGAGGGUGAUGGUGAUGAGGAAGAGUGGCUCAUCCACUACAUGCUGGGCAAGGUUGCUGAGAAGCAGCAGCAGCCGCCUGCCGUUUACCUGCUGCACUACAGGCAAGCUGGCCACUACCUACAUGAGGAGGCCGCCCGCUACCCCAAGAAGAUCCACUACCACAACCCACCUGAGCUGGCCAUGGAGGCCCUGGAGGUAUAUUUCCGGCUCCAUGCUUCCAUCCUGAAGCUCCUGGGGAGACCUGAUUCUGGGGUUGGUGCAGAGGUCCUGGUCAACUUUAUGAAGGAGGCAGCAGAAGGACCCUUUGCCAGGGGCGAGGAGAAGAAUACACCCAAAGCUUCGGAAAAGGAGAAGGCCUGCCUGGUGGACGAGGACUCCCACUCUUCAGCUGGGACACUGCCGGGCCCCGGAGCCUCCCUCCCCUCCUCCUCUGGCCCAGGUCUGACAUCCCCACCUUACACAGCUACUCCGAUUGACCACGAUUACGUCAAAUGUAAAAAACCCCACCAGCAGGCGACGCCGGACGACCGCAGCCAGGACAGCACAGCCGUGGCUCUGUCAGACUCCAGCUCAACGCAGGACUUCUUUACUGAGCCUACUAGCUCACUGGAAGGCUCCCGGAAGCCCUUUACAGAGAAGAAGCUGCCCACUGUCAGUUCCCAAGCAGGACCAACCAGUAAAGACCUUCCAGGGGCUGCAGAAGAAAGAGGAAAAUCUGAGGAGUCCUUGGAGAGUGCUGAAGGCUUCCGGGCUACAGAGCAGGGUGGUCAGAAGCCUGCUGCAGAUGCCCCAGCCACUGCUUGCAUCCCCCUCAAGCCCCCAGCACCUGCACCUGCCUUCUGGGAUGGAAGGAAGAGAGGGGACCCCCUGGGGGAGCCAGUGGCCUUUCCCCAGGGCCUGCCAACGGGCGCUGAGGAACAGCGGCAGUUCCUCACUGAGCAGUGCAUCGCCUCCUUCCACCUGUGCCUGAGCCGCUUCCCGCAGCACUACAAGAGUCUCUACCGGCUGGCCUUCCUCUAUACCUACAGCAAGACCCACCGGAACCUCCAGUGGGCCCGCGACGUGUUGCUAGGCAGCAGUAUCCCAUGGCAACAGCUGCAGCACAUGCCGGCACAGGGGCUCUUCUGCGAGAGGAACAAGACCAAUUUCUUCAAUGGCAUCUGGCGGAUCCCCGUGGAUGAGAUCGACCGGCCAGGCAGCUUCGCCUGGCAUAUGAACCGCUCCAUCGUGCUGCUGCUUAAGGUGCUGGCCCAGCUGCGGGACCACAGCACACUGCUCAAGGUGUCCUCCAUGCUGCAGCGAACCCCAGACCAGGGCAAGAAGUAUCUGCGAGAUGCUGACCGCCAGGUUCUGGCACAGAGGGCCUUCAUCCUCACUGUGAAGGUGCUGGAGGACACACUGAGCGAGCUCGCAGAGGGGUCAGAACGCUCUAAGGCCUGUGUCCUCCCAGUAGCCAGGAUGACCACCGAUGUCUCACACAAGGCCAGUCCCGAGGAUGGCCAGGAGGGCCUUCCUCAACCCAAGAAGCCCCCUCUGGCUGAUAACUCAGUGCCAGGGCCUGAGCCAGGGGGAAAAGUGGGUCCCAUCAGUCACCGGCCUGUGGCCAUGGACGCAGGAGAUAGUGUAGACCAAGGCAAGGAGUGGAAGGACAAGGAAAGACCCCGGGCUGGGCCCACCGAGCCCAUGGACACAGGUGAGGCUGCUGGUCGCCACUCAGACUUGGAGCAGACACCACCCCUGCUGCCAGGCCAACCGCCAAGGGACCGGGGCCCUGAGAGCCGGCCCACUGAGCUGUCUCUGGAGGAGCUGAGCAUUAGUGCCCGGCAGCAGCCCACCCCGCUCCCCCCAGUCCAGCCAGCCUCUGUCCCCACUGCUGCCACCACCACAGGGGCCAGGGGUGGCCACCCUGAAGAGCCACCUCCACGGCACAGCCGCAAGAGGAAGCUCCUGGAGGACACAGAGCUGGGCAAGACACUCUUGCUGGAUGCCUACCGCGUGUGGCAGCAGGGCCAGAAGGGUGUGGCCCACGACCUGGGCCGCGUGGAGAGGAUCAUGUCUGAGACCUACAUGCUCAUCAAGCAGGUGGAUGAGGAUGCUGCACUGGAGCAGGCUGUGAAAUUCUGUCAGGUCCACCUCGGGGCUGCUGCCCAGAGACAGGCUUCAGGGGACAUGCCUACCACCCCAAAACACCCCAAGGACAGCCGAGAGAACUUCUUUCCUACGGCAGUGGCCCCAACAGCCCCUGACCCAGUGCCAGCCGAUGCUCUCCAGCGCCCCAGUGAUGCUCACACCAAGCCUCGCCCUGUACCGGCUACCACCACAGCUGUUGUCACCUGCCCUCCCUCAGCAUCAACCUGUACCCCAGAUCCCCCCAAGGACCCUGGGGCUCCCCUGCCACACAGACCCGAGGCCACCCCCAGUGUGGUAUCUCUGGGCCCAGAGGGAGGAGAGCUGGUGAGAGCAGCAGACGGCGCUGGGUCACCACUCCAGGAGCCACGGCACAGUCAGCAGGGGAAGACGGCCCCCACAGGUGCCCCAGCAGAGCCACAUUGCUGGCCCACGGAGGCUGCUCCCCGGACAGGCACAGAGCCCACCUGCAGCCAAGCUACCAGCUCCAAGGUCCCCUGCAGUGGGAGUGGCCAGGCACCUGAGGGCCACUCAGGCAAGGCAGAGCCCAGCUGGGCCAAGUCACGCCUCCUGCCCAACAUGCCAAAGCUGGUCAUCCCCUCUGCCGCCACCAAGUUCCCACCUGAGAUCACCGUCACGCCACCCACCCCAACCCUGCUCUCCCCCAAAGGCAGCAUCUCAGAGGAGACCAAGCAAAAGCUGAAGUCAGCCAUCCUUUCCGCCCAGUCGGCUGCCACUGUGAGGAAAGAGAGUCUGUGCCAGCCAGCCCUGGAGGUCCUGGAGACAUCCAGCCAGGAGUCCUCACUGGAGAGUGAGACAGAUGAGGAUGAUGACUACAUGGACAUCUGAGGGACCACUGGAGCCACACCCAGGUGACAGACGAGGAUGACAACUACAUGGACAUCUGAGGGGCCACUGGAGCCCCACAGCCACACCCGGGGGGACCAGCCAGCCUUGGCACACCCCACAGCCUGGACCCUGAGCAAGGCCAGAGGCCUACAUGGGACAACAUCACCCACCCAGACCCCAGGCCUGCCUAGCCCUCCUCUUCGUGGCACCCUCCCACUGUGUGGGAGCCCAGAGGUGACAGAGAGGUGGCCUGUCUUAGCCAUGCAAAGGUGGAGGGGUCACGAUCUACAGGGCUGGGCAGCAUCUUUUUCUAUGAAAUGGUGACUUUGUAAACCUUUCCACGGUCAGCCACACCCCACCUGACUCUGGGACACACUGGGCUCUGCCCAUGUCGCAGUGAAGGGGUCAUUCAGGGCCAGGCUUGCCCCACACCGUUUUUUUGGUUUCUUUUCUAAUAAAGGUUCAACAGUA
Messenger RNA from Otolemur garnettii (small-eared galago), 7485 nucleotides. It is a transcript of the gene CABIN1, whose product is annotated as calcineurin binding protein 1. NCBI's taxonomy places the organism in Eukaryota, Metazoa, Chordata, Mammalia, Primates, Galagidae. Gene Ontology annotation, cellular component: nucleus. The record is from RefSeq and is a predicted model, not a curated record. Gene Ontology annotation, biological process: chromatin organization. The coding region runs from base 460 to 7014 and encodes 2184 amino acids. The transcript has 37 exons. Gene Ontology annotation, molecular function: nucleosome binding; protein binding.